Messenger RNA from Ostrinia furnacalis (Asian corn borer), 1142 nucleotides. RefSeq lists its product as uncharacterized. NCBI's taxonomy places the organism in Eukaryota, Metazoa, Arthropoda, Insecta, Lepidoptera, Crambidae. The record is from RefSeq and is a predicted model, not a curated record. The transcript is spliced from 11 exons. Gene Ontology annotation, molecular function: peptidase inhibitor activity. Gene Ontology annotation, cellular component: extracellular region. Bases 177 to 1058 code for a protein of 293 amino acids.
GUUUCUCAUGUAGUUAACGUAACGCUCCAACGUGAUGGCCCCUUAAGUAAGUACAAGACCACCUUAUUGAAUUAUCCCACGUCGCUUGCAUCAAUCUUAUAGUUAUUUGUGUUCGAAGAACCAGUCCCAGGCUAGCACUCGCAUCGAAAGGUUGAUAAUCACGUCUCUUGAAUAAAAUGGGUUCGUUCACUAUCAUUUUGUCCAUCGCUGCGGUGGUGUUGAUGAUUUCAAGCAGUGAGGCUGCCGGCAACUGCCCCCUACCGUCCAAAGUGUACAGCUGCAGUCCGAAGUGCCUGCAGGACUACGAGUGCACCCAUGGCAAGGUGUGCUGUAACAACGGCUGCAACGCCAAGUCCUGCACGGAGCCCGCGCCUUACGGAGGCGCCGGCGGCUCCAAGUGCUCCAACAAGUAUGGCAGUGGUAGCGGCACGUAUUGUGACAACGUGAAGUGCAACUCCUUCGAGGUGUGCAAGAUGGACCCCGCCACCAAGCGCAUGAAGUGCAGCCGCGCUUUUGGUUAUCUAGGACAUACAUUGCAAUCUGAACUUGCAGUCCGUCCCAAGGACUGGAGAACGCCCGUCAAGUUUUCGUGGGUAGAUGAAGACCCUGCCCAUCUGGCAGGGAAAGUCCCACAUAGCCCACUAUCUCAGACUAUGCACGUGAAUGUGAACACAGCUGCUUUUACCGGACAAAAGUUUGAAACUUUCAAAAUGGAUUCAAGGCUUCUACUGUGUGUCGUUGUAGCGGUUUUGGCUGUUGCACAAAUCUCUGAAGCCCUAGGCUCCGGCCGCUGCCCGCCUCCCAAUAAAAUCCACACCUACAGCAAGAAGGCAACCUGCAAGCAGGACUACGAAUGCAACAACGGGAUGAUCUGCUGCACCAAUCCUGCACACGUCAAGUCCUGCACCUACCCUGAGCCCUAUAAUGGAGGGAAUGGAGGCAGCUAUAUGUAUUCAUCUAGCGGCACUAGUGUUCACUGCGAGGGUGUGAAGUGCCAGCCCUUCGAAGUCUGCAAGCCGGACCCCAUCACCAAGAGACUGAAGUGUUCUCGGCCUUAGGCCUUAGUUAUUUAAAAAAAGGUUUUACCAACCUCUUGCUGUAGGUCUAAAUGACGACAUUAUACGCUUUAUAAGCUUUGUGAA